GGGGAAUGCCGGGACUUGUAGUGGAACAGCCGGAUUGAACUUUAUCGCCUCCGCACGGACUUCCCAAGAUCCUCAGCUGAACAUUAUUUCCCUGCGUGUCACCGACUGAGCCACGGGCUGCUCCUCCCAACCGCAUUCCUGGGACUUGCUCAGACUUCUCCGCUGAGCCUCCAACAUGGAGCCGCUAAACCCCUACCCCUUGAAGUUCUCUUCCCCCAAAGCCAAAGUCUCCGUGGUGUUCCUCUCAAUGCUUCUCUGCACCGGGAUCCUGUGUGUCCUGCAGCUCGGCUUCCUCAGGGCCAAAGGGGGAGACUUCUACUCGUACGAGGUGACGGAUGCCAAGGGCAGAGCUGUGGCCCUAUCUAAAUACAGGGGCAAAGCGUCUCUGGUUGUAAACGUGGCCAGUGGCUGCCCGCACGCUGAGGCAAACUACAGAUCUCUGCAGGAGCUGCACAGGGAGUUUGGCCCUUCCCAUUUCACCGUUUUAGCUUUCCCUUGCAAUCAGUUUGGGGAGUCGGAGCCCGGCACUAACCAGGAGAUAGGGGCUUUGGCCAAAAGGAAUUAUGGAGUGACAUUUCCCAUGUUCAGCAAAAUAAAGAUCCUGGGCUCAGAGGCAGAGCCGGCCUAUAGGUUCCUUGUUGAUUCAACUAAAAAAGAACCACGAUGGAAUUUCUGGAAAUAUCUGGUUGACCCCCAAGGCCAAGUUGUGAAAUACUGGAGGCCUGAUGAGACUGCUGAGAGUAUCCGGCCUGAAGUGGCCUCUUUAGUCAGGCAAAUAAUCAUGAAGAAGAAAGAAGAACUCUGAAAUAAUGUGUGGUCAAUGGCACUGGACUAUUCUUAGAAAAAAACUCCCCAGAAUUGUUUAUAUCUUUUUAGGUUAAAUUGUGGUCAUUUUGUACUUUUUGUAAAUCCUUUUGUCAACUGAACACGUGUAUGUGUCCCUUUUUACAAAUGUAACAUUUCAAUAACUUGCUUUUGCAAGAUUUAUGGGGGAGAACGUUGGCUCAAGAAUCUCAUUUUAAAUAGGCAAGAACGAGUUCUAGAAACUGGGAAGUCUUGUCCAACAUGAUGGGGCAGAUUUAUCAAGGGUCAAAUUGAAAAUUCGAAAUUCGAAUUCAAAACUAGAUUUGAUUUUCAAGAUUUAUCAUACUCUGGCCCUUUAAGAACUUGAAUUCGACUAUUCGCCACCUAUAACCUGCUGAAUUGCUGUUUAAGUCAAUAGGAGACGUCCAGGGAGUUGAUUAAAGCCUUCCUGACAUUCAAGUUUUUUCUAAUCAAGUUUUCAGGUCGAUAUAAUUCAUCCGACUUUUUAAAUUUCUAUUUUUUUAAUACAUUUCGAUUGGUCGAAUUUAUGGGAGUUUUUAUCUGAAAAUAUCUCAUUAUUUAAAAUAUCUCAUAAACCCCUAGAUGUUUGACAACUAUAUAUGUAUGUAAAGAUUUAUGUGUCCCUGCUUCACCUUCAGCAGUCGCAUUCCCCGUAGUACUACAUGGACUGGCCCCCAGUGCAAGUUGCAAUGAAGUAAGGCUAUAUUAAACCCCAAGCCUGGGCUUUUCUUCUAUCCAUUACAGGGCUCUAACUACUUGUUUGUGUUAAAACUUUUAUUUGGCUCAUGAUUUUUGAUUUUGAUUGUCAUACACACUUCUUGGGGUUUGAAUGAGUUCCUGAACAUGAAGCCAGAGAAGAUGGUGUGAGUGCAAUAUAUACAGUCAUAUGCAAAAAUUUGGGAACACCUCUUAAUUCUUUGGAGUUUUGUUUAUCAUUGGCUGAGCUUUCAAAGUAGCAACUUAAUAUAUAACAUGCCUUAUGGAAACAGUAGUAUUUCAGCAGUGACAUAAAGUUUAUUGGAUUAACAGAAAAUAUGCAUCAUAACAAAAUUAGACAGGUGUAUAAAUGUGGGCACCCAACAGGGAUAUUACAUCAAUACUUAGUUGAGCCUCCUUUUGCAAAUGGAAUAACCUUUGAUGAGUGUCUGAAUGGUGGUAUCUUUGACCUUUCGUCCAUACAAAAUCUCUCCAGUUCAAUUAAAUUUGUUGUACUUCUCCCUCUGCAUAAAUUUGUUGUACUUCUCCCCCUGCAUAAAUGCCUUUGUAGAUUUCGAGGUGUGUUUAGAGUCAUUGUUAAAAGAACAGGUUUGUGUAUUGUUGCCCUAUAAUAUGCCCAAUUCCCCAAGGUUAAAAAAUACUGAUCAAUUUGUAUUAAGCUUAAUCAUUUGUACACCCUAUUCAGUUCAUAAUAUACUUUUUGUGAACUGGAGAUCACUCUUUGAUAACUAUGCCCCAUAAAGUCAAUAGCACUUCAAUACAAGAAAGUAACAUGCUAGGUCUGCGUUAGUAAUUCAACAAAGAGUGUACUGGUAUGGGACUAUCCAGAAUGCUUGGGGCCUUGGGUUUUCCAGAUAACAGAUAUUUCCAUAGUUUGGAUCUUUAUUCCUUAAGUCUACUAGAAAAUCAUGUAAACAUUAAAUAAACCCAAAAGGCUGGUUUUGCUUUCAAUGAGGAUUUAUUAUAUCUUAGUUGGUAUCAAGUACAAGGAACCGUUUUAUUAUUACAUAGAAAAAGGAAAUAGUUUGGAUUAUUUGGAUAAGAUGGAGUCUAUGAAAGAUGGUCAUUUUGUAAUUCUAAGCUUUCUGGAUAAUGGGUUUCCGGAUAAUGGAUCCUUUACCGGUAUAAGGAUUUUAAACCUCAAAUGCAUAAGCCAAAGAGUUAUGCUAUAAACAGUGGCUAAACAAAAUGUAUGGUUCUAUACACA
This is a messenger RNA of Xenopus laevis (African clawed frog), 2749 nucleotides long. RefSeq names its product glutathione peroxidase 8 (putative) S homeolog (gene gpx8.S). Gene Ontology annotation, biological process: cellular oxidant detoxification; response to oxidative stress. Gene Ontology annotation, cellular component: membrane; endoplasmic reticulum lumen. Gene Ontology annotation, molecular function: glutathione peroxidase activity; peroxidase activity. Lineage: Eukaryota; Metazoa; Chordata; Amphibia; Anura; Pipidae. The record is from RefSeq and is marked provisional.